AAUUUGAUUUUGGUGUUUUCCAACUCUGGAUAAGUAUGGGAAAAGGAAGUAUCAAAGUAUUUCUGUGUUUCUAGAGUAUUGCAAAGAAUUGGCCUACUGUGUAUUUCUUAAAAAAAAAAAAAAAAAAAAAAAUCUGAUUUUAAUGUUUUUGAUUCAAUCAACAAUAUGACCUGGUUGUCAUUGUCUAAAUUGCAAAGGGAUCACACUGACAGGUGUGUCUGUGUGCUGGGUGCUUGAUUUAUCUCCAGCGAGAAAUACUGAUGUAGGAUAUCUUGCAAUUUACAAUGCUCACAUGUUUGACUUGCCACUACCAAAUGUGUUAGCUAAGGAUCCCAAAUUUAAACGGAAAGCAAAAUGCUUUGACAUUUGGAACACGGAUGAGUUUUUUUUUAGCCACGUGGGGGGCAGAAGCGAUGCAGUCUAGUCGCAGCCAGCAGUCUAGUCGCAGCCAGUGUUGGACCCUGGUACGGAGAAGAUUGCCCAGGGCGGCAUCUUCUGAAGGGGAACCGAAUGGGACCAAAAGAAACGUUAAGGCUGAAAAGAUGUGAAUUUAGAUUUAAUACAGCAUGGGACAAAGGCCAAUAGAUAAGGUCAGAGAUCAUGUACUGACAGGCUGGAUGUGGAUCUGGGAUCUGCGUGUUCAUGGUCAGCAGAGGCAGAAGAUCAUCCUGGCUACCAUCUUCCUGAUAACGACACUGCUGAUACUGUUCAGCUCCAACAGCAGCAGUGAGAUUUACAGCCCUUUCCAUAACAGCUUCCACCAUAAAGUUAUGUUCACGGAUCUUAAAAAGUGGGCGGGCAAGGAGGGCUAUGUAGCGGUCUACGGCAACAAGAGCAUGACCCUGCAUUGUCGCCAGUGUGCACUGGUCACCAGCUCCAGUCACAUCCUGGGCACUGGUGCUGGAGAUGAGAUUGACCAGACGGAGUGUGUGAUUCGUAUGAACGAUGCACCCACCACGGGCUUUGAGCCGGACGUGGGCAAUCGCAGCACGCUGCGCGUGGUGGCCCACUCCAGCGUGUUCCGGGUAGCCCGCCACCCCAGCGAGUUCCUCAACAAGACCCCAGACCUUGUCGUUGUGUAUUGGGCCCCCCCCACCAUGAUCGGGAAGGACUCCAAAAGCACCCUCUUCCGCCUGAUCCAAAGGGUCAGCAUGACCUUCUCCAACCUGUCCAGUUUCACCAUCGCUCCCAGCAAGAUGCGCAAAUUCGACAGCCUGUUCCAGAAGGAAACAGGCCGGGACAGGGCGAAAUCUCGAUCUUGGCUAAGCACCGGGUGGUUUACCAUGGUGAUCGCCAUCGAAAUUUGUGACAGCAUUCAUGUGUAUGGCAUGGUUCCUCCUAAUUACUGUGUAACGGGGCCCCACCCAAAACGCAAAAUGCCAUACCACUACUAUAAGCCAAGGGGCCCAGACGAAUGCCUGACUUAUCUGCAGAACGAAAGAGGGCGUAUGGGAAACCAUCAUCGCUUCAUUACUGAGAAGCAAGUGUUUGCGCGCUGGGCCAAGCUUUACAACAUCACCUUUUCCCAUCCGAGGUGGUGAUGCAAGGAAUGGUUCUACGUCCGCGCAGCCUAGGGUAGGUGAUAGAGCAGGACACUGGCUACGUCCAGACCCUUCUAGAUCCCAUUCACACAAAUGUAUUAAAUCACGACCUAAGAUCUGCUAACCAGGAGAUAUGUGGGUGGGUUGGUUUGAUUUCUUAUGGUGUUCUUGCUGGGUUUACCCGGAACACAGGGAAUGCCAUAGAUCAAGUAAUAAUGUAUGGGGAACUAUCAGAAUAGAAGGUAAGAGCCAUGUUAGUAGGCCCUCCACAAGCACUGAAUGUUUCAUUGUUUAAAACUAGAAAAAAGCUAUGAAUUUGAGAAUGUGUUCAUUUCUCUGAAAGUAGGACUUUCUGAGAUUGACUAAUGAUUUGUAAAUAAGAAUUAUAUACGUUGAUUUCCUAAAGAUGUAUUUUUACAUGUUUAUAGUUUUUUGACUGAUGUUGGAAAAACUACUUACCACUGAAACAAAUGGCAUUUUGGGAAAAUUCUUAGACACUGAAUGUAAUGAAGUAAGUAACCAACAUGUGAUGUUUGAACAAAUCACCAAAACCUUUUGUACUUACUGUGUGAUUUCAUUUGGUCACAUGCCUUAUCCACAUACCCAUGGUUGCUCACAGUGCUAAUAUUUUAGCAUCUGUGUACAGAUUAUUCUUUGUUGACAAGAAUCCAUGAAGUGUCAUUGUCUGGCAGUAUGACUACAAAUGUACUAUUCCAUCUGAUACUUGAUUCUACAAGUUUGUUAAUGUACACAUAUAUGCUGUUUUGUGACAAUAGGUGAGAAUUGUGGAAGAAGAAUGUUACUAUUAUGAAACUUUUUGUUCUACUUUACAGAACAAUGUUAGUUGUAAAAGGCAUGCAGAUAUUGAAAUGAAUGAUAUAAUGUUUUUGAGAACA
Molecule: messenger RNA, 2437 nt
Organism: Paramormyrops kingsleyae
Lineage: Eukaryota; Metazoa; Chordata; Actinopteri; Osteoglossiformes; Mormyridae
Source: RefSeq, a predicted model, not a curated record